This is a messenger RNA of Helianthus annuus (common sunflower), 2769 nucleotides long. RefSeq names its product casein kinase 1-like protein HD16. Gene Ontology annotation, biological process: peptidyl-serine phosphorylation; signal transduction; endocytosis. Lineage: Eukaryota; Viridiplantae; Streptophyta; Magnoliopsida; Asterales; Asteraceae. Gene Ontology annotation, molecular function: protein serine/threonine kinase activity; ATP binding. The transcript is spliced from 18 exons. The record is from RefSeq and is a predicted model, not a curated record. Gene Ontology annotation, cellular component: nucleus; cytoplasm. The coding region runs from base 376 to 2463 and encodes 695 amino acids.
AACAAACAUAGGUAUGAACAUGGUAAGGAGGAGCCCAUUUGUUACACCAAUCAACAAGUGAAAGGCCCCAUUAAAUCCAAGAAGGAAUCCGCACCAGCACAUAGCCAUUGAUGCACAACCAUGGUGAACAAGACAUUGCUAUCGUACGCCCAUACGUACCUUACACCGUCUUUCCAUGCGCCAUAUCACCGCUAACCCUCAUCGACUUACCCACCCCCUCUCCCUAUUAAAUUCCAGAAAACCAAUCAUCUUUUUGAUCAAGAUUUCAAUCUUUUUUAUUCAACCCUUUUCAAUCCAUCAUUUGGGGACUUCAUAUUAACUUAAAGGUAUAUCUUUCGUGGAGGUCGGAGGAUAUUUAUAUGUGCAUGGAAGAAGAUGCCGGAUUUGAGACGUGGAGUUCGUCAAGCCAAAAAAGGUAAUAAUAACAACGUCGAUGACAAUGCAGCGCCUCUUUUAGCCCCAACUCCUCGACGCGGAACCCGACGAGGCAAAGUUCAGGCACCAAAAUCACCUGCCGCCAGUCCAGUGGUCCCCGGAUAUUUCUAUCCAAUGCCAAGGCCCGCUGGCAGAGGUCGAGGUGGUCGACCAACAAAUCAAGAUAAAAAUCCCGACAUAUUUGGUGGUGGAGUUGGUCGCCCCCCUUUGAAUUUGGAUGUUGGAGUUUGUAAUCAAGUAGUUGUCGGUAGAAGUGCGGAAAAAAUGGCGGUUGAUGCCGAAGAUGAAGGAAGCACAAGCCCGGUUCCUGAAAGGGUUCAAGUUGGCAAUUCCCCUGCGUACAAAUUAGAAAGAAAACUCGGUAAAGGAGGAUUCGGUCAAGUUUACGUAGGGAGAAGGGUAAGCGGUGGCUCAGGAAACACAGGCCCCGACGCCGUUGAGGUUGCAUUGAAAUUGGAGCAUCGAAAUGGCAAGGGGUGUAGUUACGGCCCUCCUUACGAGUGGCAAGUUUACAGUUCCCUGAACGGAUGUUACGGUGUUCCGAUGGUCCAUCACAAAGGCCGUCAAGGAGACUACUAUAUCCUGGUUAUGGACAAACUAGGCCCGAGUUUAUGGGACGUUUGGAACUCUAGCAACCAAAUUCUCUCUGAAGAAAUGGUUGCUUGUAUAGCAGUGGAAGCAUUAUCGAUCUUAGAGCAGCUUCAUUUACGAGGUUUUGUUCAUGGAGAUGUAAAACCUGAAAACUUUUUGCUCGGUCAGCCCGGGACACCUAAUGAGAAAAAGUUGUAUUUGGUUGAUCUCGGUUUAGCUUCAAAAUGGAGAGACGCAUCAUCUGGUAAUCAUGUUGAGUAUGACCAAAAGCCUGAUGUUUUCAGGGGAACAGUACGUUAUGCAAGCGUACAUGCACAUUUAGGGAGGACGGGAAGUAGAAGGGACGAUCUCGAGUCUUUGGCGUAUACAUUAAUAUUUCUUCUCAGAGGAAAGCUUCCAUGGCAAGGCUUCAUUGGAGAAAACAAAGGGUUUCUUGUUUGUAGAAAGAAGAUGGCAACAUCUCCCGACUUACUUUGCUAUCUUUGCCCGUCACCGUUCAAACAAUUUCUUGAAACGGUAACCAAUAUGAAAUUUGACGAAGAACCAAAUUACUUGAAGCUCAUUGGGCUGUUUGAAAACUGCCUAGUUUCAAGUGCAUCUCUUCGGCCACUCAGAAUAGACGGCGCCUUAAAGGUGGGACAAAAGAGGGGAAGACUACUUAUUGACUCGGAAGAUGACGGUCAACCUAGGAAGAAAACUCGGCUAGGCACUCCAGCUACUCAGUGGAUUUCUGUUUAUACUUCAAGAAUGCCGAUGAAACAGAGGUACUACUACAAUGUAGCGGAUGCAAGACUCCAUCAACAUGUUGAGAAAGGAAAGAACGAUGGUCUGAAUAUUAGCUGUGUCGCUUCUGCAUUAAAUUUAUGGGCUAUUGUUAUGGAUGCCGGCACCGGUUUCACUUCACAAGUCUACGAGCUAUCCCCUGUUUUCUUGCACAAGGAAUGGAUAAUGGAGCAAUGGGAGAAGAAUUAUUACAUCACGUCACUUGCCGGUGCAACAAAUGGUAGUGCUUUGGUCGUAAUGUCCAAGGGUACGACAUACACACAACAAUCAUACAAAGUGAGCGAUGUUUUUCCAUUCAAGUGGAUCAACAAAAAAUGGAAAGAAGGGUUCUUGGUAACCUCGAUGACAACAGCAGGUAGUCGAUGGGGCAUUGUAAUGUCUCGAGACGCAACUUACUCUAAUCAGGUGGUUGAACUUGACUUUUUGUACCCUAGUGAAGGGAUUCACCGAAGAUGGGAGAACGGCUAUCGGAUAACAGCGGCGGCUGCAACCGAAGAUCAAGCCGCCUUCAUACUUAGUACAUCUAAGAAGAGAUCACAAGAUGUCACUCAAGAAACUCUUAGAACAUCGGCUUUUCCUAGUACCCAUGUUAAGGAGAAAUGGUCCAAAAAUUUGUACAUCGCAUCCAUUUGUUACGGAAGAACCGUAUCUUGACAUUUUCAAGAAACAGAUUGUUACUGCAGGGUGGCAGUUGGCGGUGCAAUGAAGCGAAAUACACAUACAGUUUUUGUUACUUGGUUGUGGAAACAUAUUUACCUCUCUAAGACUAUGUAUAGGCGAAAAGAAUGUUGUUUACUAACCGAAAGAUCAUUGGUGGCUCUUGAUCUAUGUAUGUUGUCGGGUGAGCCAAGGAGGUGGUGUUGGGUCGAGAAUUUAAACUUAUUGUUAUGAACCAUAAGUCGUGUGAUUCUUUCGAACUACUUAAAGAAAAAAAGUUGGUGAUUUUGUUCAUUUUCGAUA